This is a messenger RNA of Megachile rotundata (alfalfa leafcutting bee), 2356 nucleotides long. It is a transcript of the gene RnrS, whose product is annotated as ribonucleoside-diphosphate reductase subunit M2. Gene Ontology annotation, molecular function: ribonucleoside-diphosphate reductase activity, thioredoxin disulfide as acceptor. Gene Ontology annotation, biological process: deoxyribonucleotide biosynthetic process. Gene Ontology annotation, cellular component: cytosol. The record is from RefSeq and is a predicted model, not a curated record. NCBI's taxonomy places the organism in Eukaryota, Metazoa, Arthropoda, Insecta, Hymenoptera, Megachilidae.
UGCGACAGUUCGGGAUUGUACACGCGUCAGUUCGCGUCGCGGUUUUCUAAAUUGUCUCUCAAAUAAUUCUGAAAUUUUUAGACGUCAUUGUCGUGCGUAAUUGGCAUAACGUUAUUCGGCACAUUUCGUAACGUAGUUUAUUUUGCAUUUGUCAAUUACGAUUUUGACAAGAAGGUUGCUAAAAUAAGGGGAACCAUGUGUGUACGCACGGUAGUCGGUACCGAGAGCAGUGAGCCGGUAGCGGUAUACAAUCAGCAGAACAAAUUUCAAAAAGCGAAAGAAAAGUACAUGAAAUUACACGAUGAAAUGGUUGCUAAAGAAUUGGAAAUCAUUGAACAACAAAAAGCUCAGACGGUCCUUAUACCAGAACUUGCCGAUGACAUCUUGAGAGCUAGCACCAUAAACUACAGCUCGUUGCUGAAAGUAUUAUCGAAGUAUUACGAGGCAAUACAGCAAACAAAGAUCUUCAAAAUUUUGUUCUAUACCACGCAACCAGCUCACGUAAUCAUGAUCGCAGCGGUGCUGUGCGUAACGUCGGCUCUUGUGUCGACAACGGAGAGAACACAUGCAGGUCAUUCCCAAUCCAGAGCAACUUCGUUUAUCUACCUAGCUUCGUUCGUGAUGCAUCUUGGUGCUCAAAUCUGGAUGACAUUCGUCUCGGGUCUCUCUUUGUAUUUCGCAUUGCCAAGACACACGUUCGGAGAGGUACAACGUAUUCUGUUCCCAAGAUACUUUACCAUCAAUGCUUGUCUCAGCUUCACCACCCUUCUGAUCUUCGUGAAGUAUCAUCCGUUACAUACGUGGACCACUGAAAUUGCUAUUCAGACAUCUCCAAAAAAACUAUGUACAUCACCAGUUUCUCAAGAUAAUGGUGUGAAAAAUGUAAUGAGUAAGACAAAAGCUGUGAGAAAAGUGCAAUUGAAAGAAAAUGAAUUCAAACCAGAAUUAGAACCAUUAUUAAAGGAAAAUCCACGUAGAUUUGUUGUCUUUCCUAUUCAAUGGCCUGAUAUUUGGCAAAUGUAUAAAAAAGCGGAAGCUUCCUUCUGGACUGUGGAGGAAGUUGAUCUUUCUAAGGAUACAUUUGAUUGGGAUCGUUUGACUUCUAGUGAGAAGCAUUUCAUAUCUCAUGUAUUAGCAUUUUUUGCAGCCUCUGAUGGAAUUGUCAAUGAAAAUCUUGUUGAACGAUUUAGUCAGGAAGUACAGAUAACAGAGGCACGUUGUUUCUAUGGCUUCCAAGUAGCUAUGGAAAAUGUGCAUUCAGAAAUGUACUCAUUAUUAAUUGAUACGUACAUUGCAGAUGCCAAAGAAAGAGACUUUUUAUUUAAUGCCAUUGAAAAUUUACCCUGUGUUGCAAAAAAAGCUAAUUGGGCAUUGAAUUGGAUAAACCAUGAAACCGCUACUUUCCCUGAACGUGUAGUCGCAUUUGCCGCAGUAGAAGGUAUUUUCUUCAGUGGUAGCUUUGCUGCCAUUUUCUGGUUAAAGAAGAGAGGACUUAUGCCAGGACUUACGUUCAGCAAUGAACUUAUUUCUAGGGAUGAGGGAUUACAUUGUGAUUUUGCAUGUUUAAUGUUUAAACAUAUUAUACAAAAGCCGUCUUCUGAGCGAGUUACGUCAAUUAUUAAAGAUGCUGUGGAAAUUGAACAAGAAUUUUUAACAGAUGCAUUACCUGUUGAAAUGAUAGGCAUGAAUUGUAAACUUAUGUGUCAAUAUAUCGAAUUUGUCGCAGACAGACUGCUCGUGGAGUUAGGUUGUCAGAAGGUGUAUAUGUCCGAAAAUCCAUUUGAUUUUAUGGAGCAUAUUUCUUUGGAAGGUAAAACAAACUUUUUUGAGAAAAAAGUUGGAGAAUACCAAAAGUGGGGAGUCAUGCAAGAUAGAAUUGAAAGUAAUUUUACAGUUAAUGCCGACUUUUAAUGUUAAGUAUUUUCCUGUCGUGAUAUUUUUUCGUUUAUUAGGACUUAUUAUUUGACAAAUAAUUCUAGUAUUUAUUUUUAAUUGGAACUUUUAUAUUUUGACGAUAAUAUUUGACAUCCAUAUCUAGAUGUAUGUACUUCUUUUAUUGUCCACCUUUUGAAGUUGUGAUUAUUAUACUUCACAAUAUUGUCUUGUACAUCAUCUGUUAAUCUCAUUGUCAAAUUGUAAUCAUGAUUAUGUGCUGUAAAUCGAAGCUUGAAGCUUAAAAUUUCAUGAAAUAACAUGUGCAUCAAGUUUGUAUAUAAAAUACGCAAAAGUCUGUGACAAAAACAAAUAUUUAAUAAUUGAGACUAUAAUAAUAUUACAGUAUUCAUAGAAGAUUUUUGUACAUACUUAAUGUAGUUUAAUAAACAAAAUUUAUAUUGUGAGUAAUAGGCAAUAAUUG